Messenger RNA from Mesorhabditis spiculigera, 545 nucleotides. Lineage: Eukaryota; Metazoa; Nematoda; Chromadorea; Rhabditida; Rhabditidae. The record is from the annotation of a GenBank genome assembly.
AUUGGCAUGGUGGAAGUGCCGAAGGAGAGGAAAGCGUUGAUGACAAUCGAGUCUCCGUCUACGUCGACUUGGCCCCGGACACCUCGGAGACGUCCGACUACGCCGGCAGAUGGAAGGCCGGAUUUUUCAAGAGGGGCUUCAAGAAGGCGCUACCAAAGAUCACGCGCCUGAAGCUGAUGCUGCCGGAGGACGCCGUCCCGUUGUUGCAAAAGAUGCAAGAGAAGCUGACCGUCGAGUGCGACAAGCUGCGCGCUAGCGCCGUCAAGCUCGACCACAUGCUCACCAUCGAGGGUACCGCCGGUAAAUUCACCACCGAAUUCAACCCCAAAAUCCAAAGAGCCGAAAUCCCGCGCGACCAGCGCACCGCGCGUCUGCUGAAACUCGAGACCCUGUGGCACAAAACCCUACGCAGCGCCCGCAUCGAACUGCUCGACAAGUCCGUCUUUUGCGCCUCCGAGGAGUUUGAGAAAACGAUGCCCACCGACGCGAUCACUGGCCGAAUUCUACAUGGUGCCCAAAAAGCGCUGCCAAGAAAGCGAUGUCGG